This is a messenger RNA of Encephalitozoon hellem ATCC 50504, 1134 nucleotides long. RefSeq names its product Prp40-like splicing factor. The transcript has a single exon. Lineage: Eukaryota; Fungi; Microsporidia; Unikaryonidae. Bases 1 to 1134 code for a protein of 377 amino acids. The record is from RefSeq and is a predicted model, not a curated record. Gene Ontology annotation, biological process: mRNA cis splicing, via spliceosome. Gene Ontology annotation, molecular function: RNA binding; protein binding. Gene Ontology annotation, cellular component: U1 snRNP; U2-type prespliceosome.
AUGAGGGCUACUGAGUCGAGGCUUGACUACGAGGUACUUGUUGCGCCGGACAACAGGACGUAUUACUACAACAAGAAAACAAGGAUGAGCAGCUUCACAAAGCCGGAUGUGCUGAAGGGCUCUGAUGAGGAGUUUGAGGUUGAUCCAUGGAUUGAGUGUAAAAGCAGGCGAGGAAAGACUUUCUAUCACAACACCAUUACCGGGGAGAGUAGAUGGAAGAGGCCAUUUGAAAGAAAGGAAGGAAAAAGAAUGAUAAGGGGGAUAGGAAUAAGGAUGAAGAUAACAGACAAAGAGACAUCGAGAUACCUGCUGAACAGACUCCUGGAGCAAUAUGAUGUGGAAAGCAUGAAAGAUGCAUUCUAUAAGCUGUCUACGGAGCCUAUAUUCAGAGCAGUGGAAGCAGGUGAGAGAGAGCUUCUGAUGAGAAGAUAUUUCGAAGAUAAGGAGAGAAGUGCCAAAGAAGAGGAGGUUAGAGAGCAGAAGUACUAUGUGGACGAGGUUUGCAAAGUUGAUGUCGGUGUUUCUGACUUCUUUGGGUUCAACAAUGUGUUUUCGAAGCAUCCAUACUAUUCGAGGAUUGAAGACAAGUUCGCGUGCUAUGAAACAUAUGUUGAAAGGCACGUGGGAAGCACUACCUCACGAAAGCUUGAAAAAGUGUUUGAAGACCUGGGUGUCAGCCUUCAAACCUCUGUAGAAGACGUUAUUAAGAUGAAGGAGCUGGAGGGGUUUGACAGAAAGGCCAUCCUGUUCUCAUUUAUCCGAUACUUCCGCAGGCUAGAGUCUGAGUUCCUUUCAGACAUGAAAAAAAGGAAAAUGGAGAUUCUUCAAAGUGCCAGCCAUCACAAAGAAGAGUUUAAGAAGCUCCUGUCAAGAAUGUACAGCGAAGGAUCGAUAUACUACAAAAUGAAGUUCAAGAAUGCAUUCCAUUUAUUCAAGGACUCAGAGCCGUUUUUGAACCUUCUGGGAGGCAUCGAGAGUCCCAAGGAGAUAUACUUCGAUUUUAUCAAUGACUUAGAGAAUAGGUUGAGGGGACACGAAAGAGAAAGGGGGAAGGGGAUCAGUGGGAUAGAUAGGAGAGCGAUAGAUAAAUACUUCGAAACGAUCGACGAGGAAAAAGAGGAGGGGGAGAUAUAG